CAAACUCAACUUUUUCUAAAAAAUAUUCUUAAGACAAAAUUCAAAUGCCAUUUCGAUGCCUUUCGUCAUCUCCACUUUCUCCACCUAUACAUAUCCGACACAGUAUUCCCUUUUUAACCAAUCACCGAUAAUACAAAAACAGGGAGAGGGGCAAUUCAGUCAUUUCAAUGGGUUCGUCGGAGUUAACGACGACAAAUUUAUCAUCAUCAUCAACGACGGCAUCAUCAACUAGAUCAUCAUCAUCAUCUGUUAUAGAUUCAAUAUGGGGAUGUACAGGUUCAACAAUACACAAAGAAGAUUUACGAAAACGUAUUACAAUACCUGAAUAUUUAAGAGUAGCAAUGAGAGAAGCAAUUUCAAACAAAGAUGUUGAUUCUGUAAAACGGCAUUAUGAUAUGGCUUAUGCUGAUGGAUCGGAAACUCCGAUUGCAUCGGAAUCUCCGAUCGUUGUGUUUAUUAAUGCUAAGAGUGGUGGGAGACAUGGACCGGAAUUGAAAGCCAGGUUGCAGGAUCUCAUGGGUGAAGAACAGGUUUUUGACCUUUCAGCUGUGAAGCCUAAUGAGUUCGUUCAAUAUGGACUGAGUUGCCUGGAGAAGUUUGCUGCUCUUGGUGACACCUGUGCGAAAGAGACUCGUGAAAAGCUAAGGAUCGUGGCAGCAGGAGGUGAUGGUACUGUUGGCUGGGUACUUGGCUGCCUUGGUGAGCUCAAGACACAGGGUCGGGAUCCACUUCCACCGACUGGGAUAAUUCCACUUGGUACAGGAAAUGACUUGUCCAGGAGUUUUGGUUGGGGCGGUUCAUUUCCUUUUAACUGGAAGACAGCCACGAAAAGAAUUCUUGACAGGGUUGCCAAUGGUCCUAUCUGUCAUCUAGAUAGCUGGGAUCUUGUAAUAUCAAUGCCAGGUGGUGAAGCUAUGGAGACUCCUUAUUCUCUAAAACCUUCAGAGAGUGCAUCUCUUGAUCAGGAAUUGGAAAUUGAUGGGGAAUUACCAGAGAAGUCGUCCUACUAUCAAGGAGUAUUUUACAAUUACUUUAGCAUAGGAAUGGAUGCGCAAGUUGCCUAUGGUUUUCACCAUCUACGCAAUGAAAAGCCUUACCUUGCUCAAGGUCCUCUUUCAAACAAGUUGAUUUACUCAGGAUAUAGUUGCAAGCAAGGCUGGUUCUUUGCACCUUGUAGCAGUGAUCCUGGUUUAAGGGGGUUAAAUAACAUUCUGCGGUUAUAUGUCAAGAAGGUCAAUAGCUCGAAGUGGGAGCAAGUCCCUAUACCUUCAAGUGUUCGUUCUAUAGUGACUUUGAAUCUUCCUAGCUAUGGCAGUGGAAGGAAUCCAUGGGGGAAUUUGAAGCCAAAUUACUUGGAGAAGAAAGGUUUUGUUGAAGCACACGCGGAUGAUGGAUAUAUUGAAAUAUUUGGCUUGAAACAUGGAUGGCAUGCUUCUAUGGUUAUGGUUGAACUCAUCUCUGCCAAACAUAUUGCCCAGGCUUCAGCAAUUAGGUUCGAAUUACGAGGCGGGGAAUGGAAAGAAGCGUAUAUGCAGAUGGAUGGUGAACCAUGGAAACAACCUAUGAACAAGGAAUUCUCAACCUUCAUAGAAAUUAAGAGAGUACCCUUUCAGUCUGCUAUGGUCCAUGGAGAGUAGCAUGCAACUGUUUUUUCCAUCAUUUUUUUCUCCUUUUCUUGUUCUAGAUAGUUUUUUUUUUCUUUUCCUUCCGUAAAUUCAUGUAAAUUAAUUUAUUAGCUCCCAAGAUCAGGAAACUGAAUCAAAUCUGGGGUCUGUAAUUCAGGAGGUAUUUUUGCCACACAUGCUAACAUUGUAGAUUUGUUAAUGAUUUGGUUCUGUAAAGAAAUUAGUUGUGAA
This is a messenger RNA of Lycium ferocissimum, 1856 nucleotides long. RefSeq names its product diacylglycerol kinase 7-like. The coding region runs from base 168 to 1637 and encodes 489 amino acids. The transcript has 12 exons. Lineage: Eukaryota; Viridiplantae; Streptophyta; Magnoliopsida; Solanales; Solanaceae. The record is from RefSeq and is a predicted model, not a curated record. Gene Ontology annotation, molecular function: ATP-dependent diacylglycerol kinase activity.